AUGACGGCAGCAUCAUCGGGCGCCGUUCCGCCUAAAGAUGGUAGCCCGGCCCCGACCAGCUUAAAAGCACCACCGACCUCCAGCACUAACCCCGAGUCCGUCACAUCCACCAGCAGUAAGCCUCCUAGCUCACCUCGUGCGACUUCACCAUCAUCGGCGCCUCGCCGGACCACCCGUCCCGUAUCAUCCGAUUUCUUGUCCGAUAAGGCCACUGCUACGUUCAUACGCCGUGUGCUUUGCGCCCAGCACCUGGCGGAUAGGGGGAGGAGUUCGCCUGCGCCAAUUCAAGAUUUACUACCGCCUCUUACAAGUCGAAAUGACGUGGAUCUUCAACUAUAUGCCCUGAUAGCUAUCAUCAUUAAGGAGUUUGUCCAAAAUUGGUACACCAAGAUUACUCCAGAUGAGACAUUCGUUGCCGAAAUCGUACAGAUCAUUGCGCAUUGUACUCGCGCAUUAGAGGAGAGGUUGCGGAAUGUAGACCUUGAGAGUCUUCUGUUCGAUGAACUGCCAGAACUGCUAGACGCACAUAUCCGAGCAUAUCGAGUAGCAAAGAACACAGUAGCCAGACCACCAAUCGAGGCCAAUCCACGCGAGAUCUACCAUUCGCUCUGGCCACUACCUGCCCUGUCACCGGUUCCUAAGUCGGGACACAGCAGUAUACAGGUUCAAGCAGACAACGAGAGUGCAUACCGCCAACUAUUAGUGCAAGGCGUUCUCGCCCUCUUGCUUCCAACCGAGGAUCUCGAGAACGAGUGCCUAACAACGCUGGUUGGCCAAUUGUUCUCUGAACUUAUCAUAGGCAAUCUCAUCAUCAACAAGCUCUCGGAGCCAUGGCUUUUAUGGGAAGGUCUAAUUAUACUAACGAGGACAGUGCGUGCGAGAGGCACAGCAGAGGCGUCUGAGCCCGGAGGCAUGGAACCAGGUGUGAAUCUAAAGACCAGCGGCGGCACGGUUCCAUCGAUUACGGCCAAACAUGGUCUGUACAUUCAGCAGGUCUUUUGGACCGUAAUUCAGUGGGGGUUCGUUAUAGUAAACUUGAUACGGAUGUUUAUCAGUACGAUAAUGCUUUCCCGAACACUCCCUCCCAGGUCUAUCCCUACCAUUCGCCAGAUAGAUCCAACAUCCCAUGAUCAUGGAGAGAAAUGCUACCAUCCUCCAACCCCAGAGGCCGGUCGACAACCGGCCAAUGUUCCCAUCACCAACUUCAAACUCUGGACUUGCGUUGGGAAUUUACUCGAAAUAGACGCUCGCAUGCCCUGGACGAGCGGAGCUUUGUCUAUGGUGCAAUGGGGAGCUCUGAGAGGUCCAGGCAACCUGGCAGGGUUUAACGGGAUGAUCGAUAGACUUCUUUCGCACUACAUCCACGUCUAUGUUCUCGAUCCUGCCCGUCUUCCCCCACUCCUUCGAGCCGUGCGCGGCGCUGUCUUCCCCAAUAACGCCCCAGGCUCAUCCAGCCUGAUCCCCCCUUCGUCUGACGAGCAGCUGGGCGCCCUACGACGCAGAUGCGCUAGCGCGCUUUUGGCGCUUGUUCCGAAGAGGGUGGGCAGGCUUUAUUAUGGUAGCAGUACCUGGCCUUGGUCCACCAGAUCUGCUAAUCCUCUUUCAAGUGCGAGGUCGCGGUCCGGACCGUUUAAGGCCGACAGCUAUAACACGGCACAUAAUACCAACCGCACUGGAGAGGAAGUUACAGGCGUGCGGCUUACCGAUGAGGCCAAAUAUGUUAGAGACAGCCAUGUAACGUUGACCCCAGAAAGAUCAAAGCGGCAAUUUGGAGACACCGGUGUGCCGCCGACCGAGGCCGGUGGCGACAAGCGGGCUGACAUGUGUAUCAGAGAUGAAGAUGAGGACGGGGAUGAGGAUAGGGACAGAAUUCUAUGCGAAAUCGAGACGGGCAUUCUCGAUGUCUUCUCAGAUCCCUAUUGUAACAAGCACCUAUUGUAUGGGAUCCUAGAACUUAUUCUCGUGCGCCUCAUGCCCGAACUAACCGAGAAGGGGGUCAUCGAGCUAUGGGAAGAUCGACUAAGUUGA
Molecule: messenger RNA, 2028 nt
Organism: Daldinia caldariorum
Lineage: Eukaryota; Fungi; Ascomycota; Sordariomycetes; Xylariales; Hypoxylaceae
Product: PXA domain-containing protein
Exons: 3
Coding region: 1-2028 (675 amino acids)
Biological process (GO): early endosome to late endosome transport; protein targeting to lysosome; endosome to lysosome transport
Cellular component (GO): early endosome; extrinsic component of endosome membrane; late endosome
Molecular function (GO): phosphatidylinositol binding
Source: RefSeq, a predicted model, not a curated record